AUGCAACAAACGCUGGUUCGCGAGGAAUAUUCAGGCCAUAGUGGGGUUCGCAUGGUGGACCCUACACGCAAUUUGGUGUUGGUCGGGGACGCGUCCCGCCAUCAUGUCGGGCCUGAUAUGAACAUCAUCAGCCCUUCGACGCAUCAAGUGUCGAUUCCGAUUUCAACUCCCGUAUCGGCUGCUCAUGGAAGCGUUAUAACAGCAUCAGUUCUCGAUAACCGAGCGUCCUGCUGCCCAACAACCUGUGAUGCAAUUGAUCCUGAGGUCAUUCCCUCUUCUUCCGGACAGCUGAUAGAUAUACAGAAUGGCACGCAACAGGCUGCUGCACCUGAGGAUGUAAACCCAGCGCCUUUGUGCGUGCGUCGAACGGCGGUCCCUCUUGAAUUGACGCGAGCUCUCACGAGACAACGCGUGCGAGAGUCUCGCGACAGGCGGCAUCGGUCACGUAUUCCACCGACGAUACCCUCGACUGAACCAAGGCCAUCGGAAUCGGCAAAUCAUCACGGUCCUGCCACUACAAGUACGUCUGUACAAUGUCCUUUCGUGUUUCAACAGGCCGAUGUAGGGAGCUCUAGCGUCGAAUCUCAAGAUAGCUUGGGUGAUGAUGCUACCUUACCCGCCGCUCAGCCUCGCAAUGAGACCUUGCAAAGCUUCAUCAACUCUCUUCGACAAAACACUGGAUGGACCCCCGACUUCCUCGACCCGUAUAAACGUGCCUACGACCAGAUUUUUAAGGUCUUCUAUAGCUCUAAGUGUAAUUGUACACAUCGGGUUGAGGGUGACGUGGCCGGGCUCUCUGACUCUCUUCGGGAGCGCGUCGAGCAGCUUCGACAGUUUAUUCCUCCUCUGUCCACAGUGUUUGGUGAGACGGGCUCUUAUGAUCCCAGCAGCUCUUUCCAGCAGUGGAAAAGCUUCCUUGCCGACGAACCGAUCCAGCCACUUUCAUUUAGCAAAUCAUCACAGGCUUUUUGCCAUCCCGGUCAACCAGCGCUGUCAUUGUCUAGGCAAUGGGACAUCGAUAGCAUCUGGUUUGGGGCAAAAGGCCUUCAAGCAAUCCAAUCGCCCAACAGCUUUAGGUUGUCCUUUCUUCCCUCUGCAGCCUUGAACAUAUCCAAAGAUGAGAUAAUUCAGCCACACGGACUGGACCUGGCAAGGACACGACAUAUUAAACUUGGGACAUUCAACGCACACAGUGUACCAUUUUCCGCGUUUGUCUUCUUCCCGAACGCUGCAAAAGACAUGACGUCAUCAACUCAGAACGCUCUGUCACUGGAGCGCCAACAAGAUCUCUAUGAUCAUGUCAUCAUUCCGGCAGCUUUUGAAGCAGUACCCGAUCCUUGUCGGCAGGAGUUACCGAGAACGUAUGAAAUUGCAUAUGCUAAAUCUCGCUCUUUCCAGGAAAAACCUGGAAAUAACCGUUGGAAACCAGGAGACGUGAACAGAGCUGUUCAUCUACAGUACACAAUUCCGGCAGAGAAUCUUGCGCAGUUCUGGAGUCUGAUAGUCGAAAAAGCGAAUUCUUUCCGAUUGACCACAAAAAGCGGCGUAAUGGUGUCCUAUUUCAGGGAUCUCAAGCUGCUGUUUCAGUCUCAUGACCUGAAGAAUACGUUCGGGAGAGCGACACUGAUCGAAAGCCUACAUUACUUUCAGGCAUCUGUUCUCCAAGCCUUUGACCCUGUCCAUCUGGAUAUCCGUUCUUGCUGGAUUGAUAUCGGGACUCGUGAUUAUGUCGCGACACCUCCAUCUUCUAGCCAAGUGAUGCGAGAACCUUACACUCUGUUUUGGAAGAGUCAGUGCCAUCAUUAUCUACAUGAGCAGUUGUCCAGAUGUGCACCCACGUCCCCGAUGAAUGCUCAAACUUUUCAGCGGUUUUUGCUCCGUGACCUUGGAGAUUACCAAGUCAAAGCGAAGCGUACGCGAGCAUCGGACCCAGGCCACCCAGAUGAGCGCAAGCCAGGCAUUAUUCGUGCCAAGGCAUACAGCUGUCACAAAGAAGUCUUCGCUGUCAUGUUCAGUGAAUACGAAUUAUUUGGCUCGGGGCUUCUUCCCCUUCUUGCUUUGAAUCAGAGUAUGAUCAGCGAUCUUUCAUCGGCCGAUCAGGGCCGUCAUCAAGCACCAACCUUUCACGUCCAUCGUAAUGCUCUAUCGAAGGCUUGGGAUGCCAACAAACGUCAUAUCAAAGCUGCCAUGGAUGCAAGAAACUCAACAAACUAUGGCAUCCGUAAAGAGAUGACAUUUCGGCUUGACGUGAUUCUCACAAUGUGGAAUGACGCAGACUUGCGUAUUGUGAUAUGCUAA
Messenger RNA from Fusarium poae, 2298 nucleotides. RefSeq lists its product as uncharacterized. The record is from RefSeq and is a predicted model, not a curated record. NCBI's taxonomy places the organism in Eukaryota, Fungi, Ascomycota, Sordariomycetes, Hypocreales, Nectriaceae. The coding region runs from base 1 to 2298 and encodes 765 amino acids. The transcript is spliced from 2 exons.